Anolis carolinensis (green anole) is the source of this 6596-nucleotide messenger RNA. RefSeq names its product iodotyrosine deiodinase (gene iyd). Gene Ontology annotation, cellular component: plasma membrane. The transcript is spliced from 5 exons. The record is from RefSeq and is a predicted model, not a curated record. NCBI's taxonomy places the organism in Eukaryota, Metazoa, Chordata, Lepidosauria, Squamata, Anolidae. Gene Ontology annotation, molecular function: oxidoreductase activity. The coding region runs from base 93 to 971 and encodes 292 amino acids.
UUUUGUGUCUAUCAUUCUCACAUUUACCCUCAAGCAUUUGCAAAAGGGAAACAUCAUUUAUGUGUCUGGCAUAGCCCUGCAUUGGAAGUCCCAUGACUAUGGCAUUCUCCUCUCUAACUCCAGUCUUUGUGGCAAUUAUCUGUGUCUUGAUUGGAAUAAUAGUCAAAGGCAGAAAGACAAACUCCAAGAAUGAGCCAAGGAAAACAAGUAAGAAAGCAGAGUCUCGUCCGUGGGUGGAUGAUGAUUUAAAAGACAGCACUGAUCUUCACCCUGAGGAAGAAGAUGAUGGUGAAUGGCAAGAAUCAGAGGACAUCGCUCACACUCCCUUUUCGCUUGAGCGCUACUCUGAAGAAGACAUGAUUAAGAGAUCAAAGAAUUUUUAUGAACUUCUCAAUAAGAGACGAUCCGUCAGGUUUAUAAGUGAUGAACCUGUUCCAAGGGAGGUCAUAGACAAUGUAAUUAAAACAGCAGGUACGUCUCCCAGUGGAGCUCAUACUGAACCUUGGACCUUUGUAGUUGUGAAAGAUAUAGAAAUAAAGCAUAAGAUCCGUGAGAUAAUUGAAGAAGAGGAAGAAAUAAACUACAAGAAAAGAAUGGGAGACAGAUGGGUUAAUGACUUGAAAAGACUGAGGACAAACUGGAUCAAAGAAUACUUGGAUACAGCUCCCUACCUGAUCCUUAUUUUCAAGCAGGUGCAUGGAAUGCUUCCAGAUGGAAAAAAGAAAACUCAUUACUACAAUGAGAUCAGUGUUUCUAUUGCCUGUGGCAUUCUCCUCGCUGCACUCCAGAAUGUGGGUCUCGUGACAGUAACUACUACUCCCCUGAAUUGUGGCCCCCGUCUCAGAGUAUUGCUUGGACGCCCAACAAAUGAAAAGCUUCUUAUGUUGCUGCCAGUUGGGUACCCCAGUAAAGAUGCCACGGUGCCAGAUUUGACACGGAAGCCACUGGAUGACAUCAUGGUGGUUGUAUAAACAUGGGCCAGCUGGGAAGAGACCCUUAAAAUGUAUCAGUCGUAAAAGAGUAUUCUCAAAGCAGCUCAUUUUCCUUGAUUAUGCACAGGACGAUUUACAUUUGUCUCAGUACAUCCUCUAACCACACAUCCUUAAAUUCAUGAAUAUCUAUAUGAGAGAAUUUAGAGACCUAGUUACAUGCCAUUGGUUCUCUUCCAGACUUUGGGAAAGUUAUUUUAGGGCUUUUGCUCCUCAGAUCCCCCAAGCAGCAUUAACUGUGAUAUCUAGAGGAUUCUAGGAACUGGCAUCCCCCCCCCCCCCAAAAAAAAAAACAACCUUCUUAAGUUCUCUUCAAGUCUUAUGAUGGUACUUAACCAGGCUGACACGUAUAGUUGAGGUUAAAUGCAGCUCUUCAGAAAAGGUUGCAACAUCCCUGAAUUAAUGCAUGACCUAUACACCCUUCAGCAACAUUGUUGAGUGUGUAUCUUGAGCAAUUCAUAUCCUGACACCUUCAAAGCACUGAUAAUAGCAACAGGUGCAUUGGCUAAUAAGAGUAAGCAACCAGAAUAAAAUAAACUUGACUACAGCAGAUAUUGAUGAAUAGGAUAGCCAUUUUACCAGCUGUUAGGAUUUCUGGGAGCUGAAGGCCAAAACAUCUGGGGACCCACAGGUUGAGAACCACUGAUGUAGAACUAUACAAAGCUCUGUCUUGCAACGACAAACAAAGGGAGAGAGACAGCCUGCAAAGGAGAAAAGGGGAGUCUUUUUUUCUCAAGCACCAGCUGUUUAAGGAGAUGUUGUUUCCUCAAAUAUGCCUAACAGCAGAAGCAGCUCUGGGCCAAAAUUAAGGCUACAUCAUAUAACACCCCAUAUGCCCAAACUAUUUGAAUAUAGAAGUUGUCACUCUAAGAGACAUACAUGUCCUUUCACACAAUCCAUCUUUUGUCACCACUAAUAAUGCAUUUUUGCUUUUCUCCCCUCCUUGUUUCGGGCAUAGCAAAGGACACUUUCGUGCUUUUGACCAAGUUCACCUUUAGGCUUUGUUGUCAUGGAUACUCCUGCUGUGAUGGAUGAAGGAAAGCAGCCAACCUUUCAAUGCACCAAAUAUAUUGGGGUGGUGGGGAGGGCAGGGAUAUGAAAUCGCUGUGCAUGUAUUUCCCCCGUAAUCUAUAAGAAUAAACUCCAUAUAAUCUUUGGACAAAAGACAACCAUUUUGGAAGGAUUUCUGUAAGCAGGCAUGAAAAGAAAAGCUCCUCAGGUGCCACAUUUCAUUGCAGUGGUAAUCCUCCUCUGUAAUAGGCUUGCUGAAGAGGGGAGAAUGCACAAACGCUCUGAUAAGGGAACCUGGGUUUCAACUAAAUAUCUCUAACUGAAAUAACAAGCAUGACACAAUUUCAUAAUACGCCUAGCUACAAGGAGCAAGAUGUAGAUGCCAGAUUUGAUUGAAGCCAUAGUGAUAAAUGUCUCGCCUUCCAUGACAUUAAUCACGGCGAAGUAAAUAUUUGCCAUUCACAAAAUAAUUUAUGAGGCAGUAUUAUUUUUAUCCCUGCUGAAGGAAAGAAGUUGAAUUUUCAGUAACCAUAUGUCUGAUAUGAUUUAGAGACAGGCAGCAUACCCAUGAUUUCAGGUGAACCUAUGAGUUGGGUUUAGUAUCAGAAAGUACAGUAGCUGUGAUUUCACAGCCAUACCCUGAUACCAUUAGGUUUAGUGUGGUCCCCAUAUCCAUAGGGAAUGCAUUCAAAGACACUCGUCCCCACUUCCAUGGAUAUCUGAAACUGCAGAUAAUAGUGAACUCUAGAUUUUGACUACACCUGGGCCAGAAGUAUACCUAGAAUCGUUUUAAGGAGAGGUUUAGGGAGCUAAGUAUGUUUAGCUUGGAGAAGAAAAUAUGUUAAGAUAGGGAAUUAUGGUUAUGUUUAAGUAUUGGAAAUGUUUGUCAUAUUGAAGAUGCAGAAAGCUUAUUUUCUGCUGCUCCUUUUUAAACAAUUUGAAGUUCUUAGAGGCUAUUUAAUGUUAAGGUGGCCAAUUGCAACAUUCAGACUUGCCUCCAUCAGACAAGAGUUCUUUCUCUCACCCCAGACAGUCUACAGAUAUAUAAACCCCACUUUCCUAGUUUCCAACAGACCUCACAACUUCUGAGGAUGCCUGCCAUAGAUGUGGGCGAAACAUCAGGAAAGAAUGCUUCUAUAACAUGGCCAUACAGUUCAGAAAACUCACAGCAACCCAUUUUGCAGUGGUUUUAACCUAUUUUGAUCCCUAAUCUUUUUUUUUAAAUGGAAGAGUCCGGGGACUUCAAGGGGCCUAGGGGCUCACUUUCGCAUUCAUAGGGCUACAUGCCACCUAUGAGUUGCAGUCUGUCUCCCAUAUAUUAAGGGGAAGGAUUCACCCUCGUCCAUUGUGUAAUCUGCCAUAAAUAGGGAGGACUUUUUAAAUAAAAAGAUACAGAAUACUACUUGGACAUUAAGGCUUUCUACCACUGCAGUCUGAAGUAGUACGUAGUAUUGCCUAAGAAAAAACUUUGCUACUUGAUUCUACCAGUUGUAUGAACAAAGCCCAGGUUUUCUGCAACAGGGAGGAAAUGUUUAUACAAACCAUAUAAUGCGGUUCACACUGCAUCAUAUAGCAAUGUUAGACCCAGCUCUGGGAAUAAUUUAUAUGAUUUUCAAGCUUACAUUAUUUUUAUUUGGUGUGAUCAUUAUUACAAUCCAUGUAUUUCCUGCGAACCAGUAUAAAGGACUCGUCACAUCAAAAAUUCUGAUUGACUACAUUCUGAUCAAUUGAUAUUAUAAAUGCUCACCUUACAGAAACAUUCAAGAACAUUUAUUAUGUUUUUGAAGGAUAGCUAUCAAACAUUUAUUUUAUUUUUUAAAAUAAAAUUUUAUUACAUUUCUAUUCAUUCUGUUACAAAGGGAAGAAAAAUCUUCACAAUUCAUUUCCUUCCCCCAGUGUGCUACCCGUUGUGCUCCCCAUCACCGGAGUCCAUUUCUUUGUAGUCCCACCAGAACCUCAUUUCUUCUGAUGGGGGUUGAUUCCCAUCUUCUCUCCUUAAUGUUUCUUCAAUAAUUUUUUUCCAUAUAUUUUCAAAAUCAUUUUUAUUCCUUAGGCCUUUUUUAACAUUUAAAAUUACAUGUUAAUUAGGAGCCUCCGGUGGCUUAGGGGAUAAAAGCCUUGUGACUUGAAGGUUGGGUUGCUGACCUGAAGGCUGCCAGGUUCGAAUCCCACGCGGGGAGAGUGUGGAUGAGCUCCCUCUAUCAGCUCUAGCUCCAUGCGGGGACAUGAGAGAAGCCUCCCACAAGGAUGGUAAAACAUAAAAAAACCCAUCCGGGCAUCCCCUGGGCAACGUCCAUGCAGACGGCCAAUUCUCUCACUCCAGAAGCAACUCUGGUUGCUCCUGAUGCAAAAAAACAAAACAAAACAAAAAAACCCAACCAUGUUAAUUUAUCAUUUAUUGCUAAUUUCCAAAUUUCCUUGUACCAAUUUUCUAUUUUAAUUUCCUUUUUGAAUAUUCAUUUCCCUCUUUAGUCUGUUCUUUUAAUAUUAUAAUUUUGUUGGUUCUCUUCCCCCCCCCCCCAGCUCUUUUUUUUUUGCCAAUUUUGGAACCAUUGAUCUAGUUGGACCCAAUGAGGCCAUGAUAUAUUGAAGUCACCUAGAAUUCCCUUUAUGUUGUUUUUCUCCUUUAUUUGUUCCCUCCAACUUCCAAUUUUGUCUAAUUUCUUCCUUUUCAUUUCCUUAUCUCUAACAUUUUUUAAAGUUUUUAGGAAAUUUCUUCUCCAUUAUCACUGGCAUUAUUUUGGAAUUCUCUUUAAUGAGGUGGUUUUUAUAUUUAUUCCAUAUUGUUAAUACGUUUUUUCAUAAUACAUUUCCCAUUUGGUUGAUUUCCUUUUUUGAAUAUUCCUUAAAAAUACAUUUUCUAAUCUCAUUUCUAUAUCUUUAGUAAUUGUUUCCAUCCAGUCUAGAUCCACUUUAUUUAGCAUCCCUUCUACCACAUGUCUCAACUGGUUUGCUUCAUAAUAGCUUUUGAUUUCGGGCAAUCCUAGUCCUCCUUCCUUUCGUGGUUUGUACCAAUAACAUUUGUUUAUUCUGUUUUUUUCCCAUUAUUACAAAAUUUGUUUGUUAAUUGUUGCCAUUUGUUCAAUUCAAUUUCUGAUAUUUUGAGGGGUAUCAUUCUAAAUGAGAAAUUUACUUUAGGUAGUAUUUUCAUUUUGAAAAGGCAAUUCUGCCAAACCAGGACAAGUGUAUGUUGUUAUACUCAUUUAAUCUUUCUUCGGUCUCUUUCCUCAAUGCCACUAAGUUUUUCUUUUCCAUUUCACUUAGGUCCUUAGUUACUACUAUUCCUAGAUAUUUUAUAUUUUUUUAAUAGUUAUUUUUAUCUCUGUCUGAUUUUUGAAAUCUUCCUCUUCUUGUUUUGUGUAAUUAAAUAGUAUCAUUUCUGGUUUUUUCCCAAUUUGUUUUCAGCCCUGUUGUUUUUCCAAACUUCCUUAUAUGCUCCCCUAUUAUUUCCAUUUUAUCUGCUAUUCCUUUUAAAGUCAAAAUUGUGUCAUCGGCAAACAGGCUAAUUUUAUCUGAAUAAACAGAUAAAACAGGCUAAUUUUAUCUUUUCCUAUCUCUAUUAAUUUAUUGUCAUUUCUAAUUACGUUUGCCAAUAUUUCUACUGUGAUUGCAAAUAAUAUUGGUGACAUAGGGCAUCCCUGCCUAGUCCCUCUUGUUACUUUUAUUCUAUCCAAACAUUUUUUUAAAAGAGAGAGAUUUUGAUUUUUUUCUGCAAAGGAAAUAACUGUUUUAAUUAUCACCAAUUGCUGUUGUUUGUCUUAAAGUUAUUUAUAACUUAUGGCAACCCCAUCACAGAGUUUUUGGGGGCUGAGACUGUGUGACUAGCCCAAGAUCAGCCAGUGAGUUUCCAUGGCUUAGCAGGUAGUUGAACUCUACUUUCCAGAGUGAUAGACCAUUGCUCAAACCACUACCAUACAAUAAAUGCAUUGGCAAACUGUAACUAUGAUAUAAUUGGUUUGCUGUGAGUUUUCUGGGCUGUAUGGCCAUGUUCCAGAAGCAUUCUCUCCUGACGUUUCGCUUACAUCUAUGGCAGGCAUCCACAGGGGUGGUGAGAUAUAUUGGAAACUAGGCAAGGGAGAUUUAUGUUAUCUGUGGAAAGUCCAAGAUGGGAUAUCAUUAUUUGACCACUAGGUGGCAGAAUUACUCUGUUUGAAAUGCAUAUGCUCUUAGCAAGUAAAGAACAAGCCUGCAACUUUGUGGCUCACCUAAUUGGACACAAACCAUCAACUAAGAAACUGGAGCAGACCGUUCUCUUGACAACAACUUAUUUAUUUUGUGUACUGAAGUACCAAAGCACAUAGCAUAAAUAGGUUUAUUGGGAUCCUGUUUGGGCAUAAUCAGCAGGAGGUCAGUUAUGCUAAACUUAGUAAGUCAUAGGACGUGCUGACGGUUUUUUAUCUGUUGUCAGUUUUGUUUCAACAUAUGGUGAGGCUGCUCAGGUAUUGCAAACCCAAGGCAGUGGCUUUCUGGAUCAAAUCAGUCCAUCAGCAGUGUUGCCCUCUUACUAUCUUCCAUCUUUUUAACAUUACUGUCUUUUCUAUGUUGUCUCAUGAUGAACCCAAAGUAUUUUUACUUCUAAUAAAAGUUCAACCUUUA